Molecule: messenger RNA, 555 nt
Organism: Paramecium pentaurelia
Lineage: Eukaryota; Ciliophora; Oligohymenophorea; Peniculida; Parameciidae
Source: the annotation of a GenBank genome assembly
AUGAUAACAAAUUAUUAUAAACAGUCCAGACAAUAAUCCUAUUUUUCAUCCAAAAAAACAACUUGUGAAUUUCAUUGUAACUAAAAAUACUAAUCAAAAUCCACCACUCCAAGCAAAUCAAGGAUUCAAUAAAAAUAAUCUAAUAAAAACCUAAAAUUGAAAUUCAGAAUCCCAAAAGGAGAGCAAAAAUAUUAUUAAGAGUGCUUUCCUGAAGAAUAUACAAUAUUCUCUAUAAAUAAUGAAAUAUAUUUUGAAAAGGAUAUAAUUAAAUGCAAGUAAAAGGAUUCACAACUUAAUACAACUUUAGAAGGCUCAUCAGAUGAGGAUCCAACUCAGCUUUAAGAUUUUACUCUAUAAGCAUCAUUGAAUCCUAUACAUUAUACUUAGCAUUAGCAUAGCUCUAGAUUUGUUUAUUCGAAUAGAGAGAGAAUAUUCGAAGAGAGAAGAACUUCAUUAAGUAUUUUAAUAAUUAAUUAGUUAGGUCCAAUGUAAAGAAGUUUAUACUUUAGAAACAACAGUUAGUUACAAAGUAGUAAAAGGAAAAUAUUUGAUUGA